AUGGCCACCGCCAGCACCCCUGUGGCCAUCUGCUGGAGCUGGGGAAUGACCCUGCUGGUCCUGUCCCACCUGAGCACUGCAGAAGCCACAUCAGUUCCAGCCUGCGGGAAGCCUCAGCUCCUGAAUCGCAUCGUCGGUGGUGAGGAUGCCAAGGACGGGGAGUGGCCGUGGAUCGUCAGCAUCCAAAAGAACCACACUCAUCACUGCGCUGGCUCCCUGCUCACUGACCGCUGGAUAGUCACUGCUGCCCACUGCUUUAAGGGCUCCCCAGACCUGUCCCUGCUGACCGUCCUGCUGGGGGCAUGGACACUCUCCACCCCGGGUCCACAGGCCCUCCGGCUGCCCGUGGCAGAGGUGCGGCCCCACCCCAUCUACGCCUGGAAGGAGGGGGCACCCGGGGACAUUGCCCUGGUGCGCCUCGCCAGCCCUGCCCCCUUCUCUGAGCACAUCCUGCCCAUCUGUCUGCCUGAAGCCUCCGUGCCCUUCCCUCCAGAGACACUCUGCUGGAUAGCAGGCUGGGGAAGCAUCCGAGAUGGAGUGUCCCUGCCCCCUCCCAAGAAGCUGCAGAAGUUGGAAGUUCCCAUCAUCGCUCCAGAGACUUGCAGCCAUCUGUACCGAAGGGGAGGGGGACAACAAGAGAUCAUCACCCCAGACAUGCUCUGUGCUGGCUAUCGCGAGGGAAAGAAGGACGCCUGUCUGGGUGACUCCGGAGGCCCUCUGAUGUGCCAAGCGGAAGGCUCCUGGCUCCUGGCGGGCAUCAUCAGUUGGGGGGAGGGCUGCGCAGAGAGGGACCGCCCAGGAGUCUACAUCCGCCUCACGACCCACCAAGCCUGGAUCCGGGAAACGGUCCAGGAGGCACAGUUUAUCCAGCCAAAGCUAGGAGGGUCCAGAGCAUUGGCCCAAGGGACCCCAAGGGGGCUAGGUGGCUACCGGACAGGGCAGGGCCGGGCUGGGGCUCUCUCUCCUCAGGCUAGGAAGCCCUGA
This is a messenger RNA of Tachyglossus aculeatus (Australian echidna), 984 nucleotides long. It is a transcript of the gene PRSS22, whose product is annotated as serine protease 22. Gene Ontology annotation, biological process: proteolysis. Lineage: Eukaryota; Metazoa; Chordata; Mammalia; Monotremata; Tachyglossidae. Gene Ontology annotation, molecular function: serine-type endopeptidase activity. The transcript is spliced from 6 exons. Bases 1 to 984 code for a protein of 327 amino acids. The record is from RefSeq and is a predicted model, not a curated record.